CGAGCCUCUGGGGCCCUCCUUCCUGGCAACUGGGAACAAGGCAUCUUGGACACCGGACAAAGAUUGGGUAAAAAUUGGAGUCGUAUGUCAAAUGGUGACGGGCGAGCAGAAAAAGAUCCCAAGAGGAGAAAGCUUCCAUUACGAACUCUCAACGUAUCUGCCUCGGUGGACUCUAUUCGCAGGGAACUGCGUUAGCUUCAGUGGAUGCAUAUCCAGAAAACCCAGUCCACAGUCCACACAUCCUAUUCAUCCAUUCAUCCAUCCAUCCAUCCAUCCAUCCAUCCCCCUACUCAACCAAUACGCCAGGAUUUCGAAGCAAAGGGGUGAUCCCAGCAGAGACACGUUUUCCGUGACCGUUUGUGGGCUCUUUGAAGCGUUGCGUCCACGAUACGUACUAUGCAACCCACUGCAAAUACGAUCACCACUAUUGACCGAGAAAAGGAAGAGGAGACGCAAAGGCAGGUUCAUGACACAAACGGGAGGGCUCCGAGUCGAGCUCAACCUCGAUUCGGCGUACUGCUGCUGCUCCCCUCUCCAUAUACCCUGGCAAGCAAAGAAAAAAGAGGCAGCGAGGCAGUGCUUGCAUACGUAUCGAAAAUCGUGGGACUGGGGGGUAAGCUGUGAGGUUCCGCGAUUCAAAGGAUCAUUUCCCAGGAUCUUGCAAAUCGCAGGCGUCUUCCCGAUUCCCCGAAGGCAUAAUACCGAGGAAACUCAAUAUUCGACGAGGGGAGAUGAGCAUGUUCAGUGGGUGGGAACGGCGAGAUACAUCGCGGUGACAAAAACCCUCCGAGAGAACAGAAUGGCGCUGCCGUGGCCCUGGUGUCCUGGUUGAACACAACCUGACCGAGCGGAUCCAGCAGUCUGGAGUCUGCCGUCCACCGCGCAUGCUGUCAUACAGAGUCCACUUGAAGGGGGGUGAGGGGGUGAACUUGUGAAGUCCGGGUAUUUCCUGGAAGUUACUCUUCUUCUUCCAAGAACGAAACAAGUGACGAUCAGCAUCCUUCGAGCCCUUCAUCCAACCUUCAUUCCAGCAGAUAGAUGAACCACCUCGUCGUAACCUUCGUAAGCCCAG
Messenger RNA from Colletotrichum phormii, 1072 nucleotides. RefSeq lists its product as uncharacterized. NCBI's taxonomy places the organism in Eukaryota, Fungi, Ascomycota, Sordariomycetes, Glomerellales, Glomerellaceae. Bases 92 to 832 code for a protein of 246 amino acids. The record is from RefSeq and is a predicted model, not a curated record. The transcript has a single exon.